Messenger RNA from Dioszegia hungarica, 1011 nucleotides. RefSeq names its product mediator of RNA polymerase II transcription subunit 6. NCBI's taxonomy places the organism in Eukaryota, Fungi, Basidiomycota, Tremellomycetes, Tremellales, Bulleribasidiaceae. Gene Ontology annotation, biological process: regulation of transcription by RNA polymerase II. The record is from RefSeq and is a predicted model, not a curated record. The coding region runs from base 1 to 1011 and encodes 336 amino acids. The transcript has 6 exons. Gene Ontology annotation, molecular function: transcription coactivator activity. Gene Ontology annotation, cellular component: mediator complex; core mediator complex.
AUGGCUCAGGAGAACAAUGUAGAGCAAGAUCUCUCACAUAUACACUGGUCAUGGCCCGAGGCAAUAGCGGCCAAUCCGGCUCGGUCGCUCGCUACGGCCGAUCUGGCGAUGGACUACUUUGCAUACUCGCCCUUCUUCGAUACAAACUCCAACAAUAGCGUCCUGCGAACACAGCGGAGGGUUGAGAACCCGGCAUACGGGCACGCCGAGGAGAAGAUCGAGCUGAACGCCUUCCGGUCCGGCUUUGAAUACAUUAUCGCCCACUCACAGCCUCCCGAGCUGUUUGUCGUGCAUCGCCGUACGGUCCAGCCAGACGGCACGCGAUCUGCCAUUAGUGCGGCGUACUUUAUCCUGCAGGAGAAGAUAUAUCCCACUCCGACACUAUAUGGGGUAAUGUCCGCUCGACUGCGGAAUGCAUCACAUCUCGUCUCCACUACCUUCUCUACCCUCUCCGCAGCACAUCCUCCUGCCAAUCCACGCGCAACAAGCCAAUGGCGCUCCCUUCCCCCCUCCGCGCCAGGUCAACCUGACUCUGCCGUCCCCGCCCCAGGCGCAGCAGAGGAUGUCGAAAUGGCCGACUCCUCCUCCCUUUCCGCUCCCGGCCACGAAACGUCCGGUACUGCCUCCUCCUCCGCACCGCGUAAGAGGGUCGAAGCAAAACAACCCGAUUUCCACCUCUUCAACGCACUCCAAUCUACCCGAAUCGCACUGGGCGACCUAGAAAAUAUGGCGGCUAGUCCCGCGCAGGCGAUAGAUCCAAGGGACGAGCUCCGGGCGCUGGAAGCGCAGAUUAUGGGGAAGCAGAAGGGGACCGCGGCAGCGAGAGGAGGGGCAGGGCAGGGCCAGGGACAGGCGGGGAAGGUAGGGGUAGGAUUGGGAAGUGCGGGGACGCCGAGUGUGAGGAUGCCGCUGGUGGGGAGCUCGCCGGGGGUGUCGAUGGUUGGAGGGAGGGCUAUGAGUACGGCAACGGGUGGGAUGGGGCAGUCGCCUUCUGUGUAUAAUCAAGUCUAA